AUGGCUCCUGCAAAAUUGAAGCCAGGCAAUUUAAAAGAUCCUGAAGUGGCUGAACUAUUUUCUACAAAGGAUCCGGAAAGCCGAUAUGAAGAUUUACGUGAAAUUGGUCAUGGUGCAUUUGGAGCUGUCUUUUAUGCACUCGAUAGAGAAACUAAAGAGCCAGUGGCAAUAAAGAAAAUGAAUUUUUCUGGAAAGCAAUCGUUGGAUAAAUGGAAUGAUAUUAUACGAGAAGUUAGAUUUCUUCGGUCUAUUCAACAUCCUCAAAUAGUUCGAUUCAAGGCUUGUUUUUUGAAGGAACAGACAUGCUGGUUUUUUUAA
This is a messenger RNA of Meloidogyne enterolobii, 318 nucleotides long. The record is from the annotation of a GenBank genome assembly. NCBI's taxonomy places the organism in Eukaryota, Metazoa, Nematoda, Chromadorea, Rhabditida, Meloidogynidae.